Molecule: messenger RNA, 6919 nt
Organism: Nilaparvata lugens (brown planthopper)
Lineage: Eukaryota; Metazoa; Arthropoda; Insecta; Hemiptera; Delphacidae
Product: protein-L-isoaspartate O-methyltransferase domain-containing protein 2
Exons: 9
Coding region: 1043-2569 (508 amino acids)
Biological process (GO): protein modification process
Cellular component (GO): cytoplasm
Molecular function (GO): protein-L-isoaspartate (D-aspartate) O-methyltransferase activity
Source: RefSeq, a predicted model, not a curated record
UUCUACUCAAGAAUGCGAAAAAUAGGCCAUCACAGACGGUGAAGUUUAUUGCUCUUUCUGUUUUGUUUUUAAUACUAUUCAAGUAUUGUGAUAUUAACUAAUAAAUGGUUUCAAUGUAAUUUACGUAUUGAUUCAACACUUCUGUGCCAUCAGUAAUCUCGGAUUAACUGGAUUUCACUUGUGUAUCACAAGCAGUACACAAGUGAUACAUAAUCAGAGUGCUGUAUACUUGUGUGGAGCAGAACAUAAGUUAUACACAGGUCUUCAAACUAAUACUAAAGUUACAACAUAAGUUAUAAGACAAGUUCUGGAGUAAUUUGAGUGUUACAGAAGUCAUGGAGUUAUAAAAAGUUAUACAGAAAAUCGGAACAUUGUUAGGUACUUAUAACACACAAGUGGAGUGUUCAACAAAAUUGAUUCGAAUUGAGAUUUUGAUACAGAUUAAAAUUUGAUACAGAUAUAAUAAGCGGCGGUUUGAUAACAGCUUAAUUAACAAAGCAACAUGUAACAGAUAUCAAACAUAGCAAAGUAAAAUCAAUUCAAAUUUGUCCAGUGUCGUAUUGUUGUGAUACAAAUAUUGUGACCAUACCAAAGUGAUAGAAUUUGAGACAAUACUAAUCAUUGUGCUCCAUCAAAUUUUAUACAAACUUGUCUAGGGACCUACUGUUGUGAUAAAAAUUCUGCUACCACUCCACACCAAAGUGAUAAAAAUCUUGUCUCAAUUCUAAAUUAUUGAUACAAAGUCGAUGAUAUAAGGAUUUUAUUUUCACCAGAUUACAAAUAUUUACAGUGUCCAAAAACUGUUGGCUUGAUACUAAAGAUUUAUAUACAAAUUCCACGACCACACCAGAGUGAUACACAAUAUUGUUUUGAUCCAAAAUUGAUAGGUCGAUGAGUAUUGUGAUACAAGGAUUCUAUUUUCACCAGUGAUACGUUUUGCCGAAAACGGUUGACUUGAUACAGAAGUGGCCACAUUUGAUACAGAAGUGGCCGAAUUUGAUACAAAAGUGUCCAAAUUUGAAACGAUUCACAAGCAGUAGCCAUGGGUAGUGCGGUGAGUACGGGAUUAGACAAUGACGAUCUCGUCGACAACCUGAUGGAAGGAGAGUAUAUAAAGACGACGAUGGUCGAGGAUGUUUUCAGAGCGGUCGACAGAGGCUUCUACUUUCUGCCUGAUAAGAAGGACAGUGCCUACAGGGACCUAGCCUGGAAGGAUGGUAACAUCCACAUGUCGUCGCCAUGUGUCUACUGCGAGGUCAUGGAGAGUCUCGAGUUGAAACCCGGGUUGAGCUUCCUCAACGUUGGCUCGGGGACCGGUUACUUCAACACCAUGGUUGGCCUCAUAUUGGGUCCGCACGGAGUGAACCAUGGCAUUGAAAUGUUCGAAGACGUCGUGGAGUAUGCUAACAAGAAACUGGAUGAAUUCAAAAAAACGUCAUCAGCCCUAGAUUCUUUCGAUUUCUGUGAGCCGAAAUUUGUGAUAGGAAACGGUUUGUGUCUUCCGUCCGGAUGUCGUCAGUAUGAUCGGGUCUACUGUGGAGCGGCCUGCCCUGAGGGUCACGAACCAUAUAUGCGCCAAUUGAUCAAGAUUGGAGGUAUCCUAGUGAUGCCGUUCAACCACCACCUGUUGCAAGUGAGGAGGACAUCUGAGACGCAGUGGGAAACCAACAUUAUGUUGCCCGUCUCCUUUGCAACUCUACGCAUUCCCACCGCCAUCGAAGCCAGGAACACUGUCACACUACCUGAAGUAGAGCCGAAGAGUCUUCAGGAACUAUGCCGCUUCGCGAUUCGUCGCAUGCUGCGGGAGUCGGGCGAAUUGAGACACCCGGAGCUGUGUGACCGCAACGCGGGGAAAAUCAGGCGCCAGCAGCGGCGGGUCCCGCAGCGGCAGCGGAAAAGCGGCAGGCCCCGCAGGAGCGGCCAUGUCAGGAGAUGCUUCGAUAACCACCAGAUGGUGAAUGAGGAUAUCUACAGAGGGUGCUCGAACAGUCCCCCCUUUGCGUGCCUUCCAUUGCAAUAUGCAAUUUCACGGCCUUCGAAUGCUGCCGACCAUGAGUCGGAGGAUGAGGAGGGGGAUUAUUCGUCAUCAGACGAUGACGAGGGAUUGGCAGAAGAUGAGGAUGAUGAUGAUGAUGAUGUGGAGGAGGAGGAUGAGGAGGAGGAGGAGGAAGAAGAGGAAGGAGAGAGAAACGCGAAGAGAGCAGAGAGCACUGCAGGAGAGGCUAGUCAUUCGUCGAUCAUCGAGCAACGGCGAAAGGUGGCCAAACGCGAGAAAUUCGACAGUGGUGUUGGGGAUGAGAUGGCAAACGGAAAGGGUCUCUCCUCUGAGGAGGAGGAGGAGGAGGAGGACCAUGAAGAGGAAGUGUUGGAGACGUGGUGUGGAGACAGAGUUCAUUAUUUAGAUCGUGGCGUCAAAACUCUUUCAAAUGAUGACGUCACUACAAGUAGUGGACUUGACUUGGACGCCAGUCAGUGGGCUACCUAUGACCGGGUCAUGCGCGACGGCAUAAUGGAGUUACCCCUCCCCUCCAGACUCAAGUCGUAUCUCAACUUCAACAGGGAGUCUUAAAGUUGUUUCUUUCUUCAAAAUUCAUUGUUUUUCUAUAUAUUGUUUGAGUGUUUCGAAGAUAUAAAUAAUAUGCUUCAAAUUAUUAUGCUAUGUUGGAGUGAAUGGAAACUGUGAUUAAAAAUAUGCUUCGAAUCAUUAGGCCAUGUUGGAGUGAAUGAAAAUUACCGAUGGAGGAUUCUUCAAUGUUUGUUUCCAUUAGGAACUGCCUUAUAAUCACUUUUGAACAUUUAAAUCACGACAUUGCAGUCUGAUAUUUAUAAAUAAAAGCUAUUAGCUUCUACCAUAGAGAAACAAUAGUGUAAGUAGAUAUCCCAUGUUAUAGGGCGUUUAUAUCGCAACUUUCACUGUUAUCUCAAGCCGAUUACUGUCUAUGUUUACUGUUUUGACCGGGUAAGAGUGUAUGAACGGCACAAUAUGAGAGACUACCAGCGUCAGAGAGCUUCACAGGAAAGAACUACGUGGACUAUCAGCUUGAGAUAACAGUAAAAGUUGCGACAUAAACGCUCUAUACCAUGGGAUAUCUACUUACGCUAUUGUUUCUCUAUGCUUCUACUCACAUUAGUGGAGCGGCUUCGGAAACCUGAAAAGCGUUCCGAAAACUGUGUCCACAAAGAGUAAGAGCUAAAAGCUUUUAUUUAUAAAUAUCAGACUGUGCUAUGUUGUAAUUUAAUUGUUCUAAAGUGUUGGAGAAUAUUAUGUGGAAUAAUUAACAUGGUGUGAGAUGAAUAUUAUGUUGAAUUCGACUGAUUUUUGAGUCGUGAGUAGUUUAAAGAAUUUUUAUGUAAGUGAGAAUAUUGUUAAUAUUGCUGGAGAAUAUUAUGUGAAAUAAUUAACAUGAUUUGAGAUGGAAAUAAUGUCGAAGUGGACUGAUUGUUGAGACGUGAGUGGUUGAAAGAAUGUUUAUGUAAGUGAGAAUAUUGUUAAUAUUGUUGGAGAAUAUUAUGUGAAAUAAUUAACAUGUUGAGAUGAAGAUUACGUUGAAGUGGACUGAUUAUUGAGACGUGAGUAGUUGAAAAAUUUUUAUGUAAGUGAGAAUAUUGUUAAUGAAAUGUGAUGUAGUGCAAAGACGUUUAAGUGAUUUAACUUAAGACUUUAUACGAGUGUGAAUUAGAGCCAGACGAUAAUUACUAUAUUAAGUGCCGGUUGCACAACAGCCGGUUAAAUUUUAACCGUGAUUAAUUCCAUGAGAACUAAUCAGAGAAGGCCUUUUUGAUAAGACGGCUUCUCUGAUUGGUUCUUGUGAAAUUAAUCAUGGUUAAAAUUUAAUCGGCUGUUGUUAAACCGGGACUAAGAGUGUUUUCAGACGGUGUUUUUAGAGUCGGCCUGAGGUUUUCGCCUGGAAAAACGUUCAAUGUGGUCUGGCCCUAAUUGUAAAUGGAAUGUGAUUUUGUAGUGCAAUGAUUUUGAGUGUUUUUGAUGUUUGAGUUGAAUUAUGUUGAAGUGAGCUGAUUUUUGAGAAUUGUUUGAGUAUUUAUCGAGGAUUGUUUGACGCUUCAUUUACAUAGAAUACAGUCAUAUUAUUACUGGGAUGUGAUAAGUGAAAUUAUGUUGAAGUGCAAUGAACUGAUGUAUGAGAAAUUAUCGGAAGUUUAUGCUUCCUAUUACAAAAUUAUUACUAGAGUGUGUGAUGUUAUUGAUCAAUAGAUGUUUAAUUAAAUUAAAUUUAUGUACUGAUGUAAUUAUAUAAAAAUUGAAAACAAAGUACCCCGUUUUCUACUUUAUUUAUAAAAGUUGAAAACAAGGUACUUUGAUUUUCAAUUUUAAUAUAAAUACGAGUAGCCCUUACCAAGAAAAUUAAUACUGAUGUCUUGUAAAAUGAUGUGUAAUGUAUCGAGGAUAUGGUGAACUAUCUUUGCCUGGUUCAUACCAAGAGUGAUCAAUUGCUAUCUAUGAUAUAUUACUAUAAUUAGUGUAUUUAAUGAUGCUUAAGUUUUCGUCAAAUAAAUGUUCAAUGUAAAUUGUAUUGAGAAUGUCAGGCUUUCAAAAUCAUCUUCGCUGUGUUGCUUUUAAACGAUUUUAAUCCUUAGUGGGUGCUAUGAUGUAAUUUAAUACAUGUGUUUUUGUGUGAAAAAUUGUAAUAAGCUACUUUGAUUUUGUAAAGUCACUGAUUCGAGAAAAAGUUGAGACUUCUUUGAAGAAAAUCUUUGAAGUUUUAGUUUGAAUUCUACAAUAUUCUAUAUUUGAAAUAUUUAUAAAUUCUUCUAGAAACAAUCAGCCCCGCACCAAUCUUCAACAUUAAUUUAUUUAUUUGAAUAUUGUCAUCAUGAUUUGUGUCAUCAUAAAUUAUUGUCGAGUCCUCAUGGAUGUGUUUGUUCUCAUUAAUAAUGAUGGCCUACCUUUUUUAGAAAUUUAGCACCGCUUACCGAGCUCGGGAUUUAGCUAAGUUCUAGACUUUAAACAGCUGGAGUCAGAAAAUUGGCUUUCCAAAAGGAAGCAUAGUCAUAGUCCACGUUUAAAUUAAAUUUAAAAAAAAAAACUAGAAAAUUGAACACAAAAUGAAAUAAAAUGAAAAUAGUGUAAAGUUUCAGCUAUUUUGAAUUGUUUAGAAAUGUUUAAUUUCGUCGAGGAAAAACGUUUCCAAUUAUAUAAAUGAGAAAAUAAAGAUUUUAUAAUAAAAAACUGCGACUACGCCCCGUUUCGGAAAGCCAAUUUUCUGACUCCAGCUGUUUGAAGUCUAGAACUUAGCUAAAUCCAGAGCUCGAAAACCGGCCCUUAAAGAUCUAAACUGUAUUUGUAAACCUUGACAUGAAGACACAUCAUAUUCAAUUACGUAUUAGAGCUCUACUUGAUUCAAAAACCUGAAUUUUAUCUAUGAUAUGGAUGAUUCAAAGAGUAAUAAUUCACUGUUAAUUCACUAAACUGUAGAAGAAUGCCUGUUUAUAACAUUAAUAAAUUACAAUCAUGUAAUUAUGAGAGAAGAUAGCCUUGUUGUAGAUUGUAGUAUCAGAAAAUAAUAUACAUUAAGGGCUGUUUGCACAGUAUAGAUUGCUAAACUCGAUUAAGUUAAUCGAGUUUAAGUUAAUAUAGAGAUCGGUUUUCUCAGUGCAUUUACUAUUCCAGUUUAAGUUGAACUAGUUUAGCGUUAAGUUGGUAAUAGAAAGCCACCGUUUAUAAUAUCAGAAAGGCUGACUUUUACAGGAAAUUUGUUAUUUGUUUACAAACCAUCAAUAAAUUGAGGUUAUGUAGCUACUAUUUCCUAGUUCAAAAUCCACAGAGCUGUAAGCUGUAUGGUAAUAAAAGUGAAAAGCGAUCAAAAAUUACGAAAUGCUAUAUUACAAACUUAUAUUUAGUAGGCACCAAAAAAAAUAUUUUAGAAUGUUUUAAAAGAAGCAAUUUUUUUCGCUUAAAUUUACUACGGUCUUCCUCGUUUAUUAGAAAUCUCUCGAAAGCAAAAUAUUUCAGUUAUGUGUUAUUAAAAACAUGUUUCCUAAUCAAAGACCUCUGUCAAAAAUUGUCUUAUUUUCUAUCAAUUGGUUUAUUUAAUCAAAUAUAGGAUUGGCAGUUGCUUUAUUCAAGAAAACCGUUAAGAAAGUUCUCUAUCAUCCCAGAAAUUUAAAUCAUUCGUUUUUGCCCAAUUUUUCUCAGUUUUGAAAUUUCUUCGCAGUCAUCUUUAUCAAUCGCAUUAAAAACUUCUAUUAAUUCCUCCAUUACAAUUAUUUUUACAUUCAAAUAAUGAUUUACUAUAAAUUAAAUAUUAUUAUCGUCUACAGAAGCAUUAAAAACAACCGUCGAAAAAUAAUUUACUAUUAGCUGUUUCCCCAUCAAAUCUUUACAGAUAUCAAGUUGAUCCAAAUUAUUUGGUUUAAACCUCCUGCUUUGAAGGUUUAAACUUUCCCAGAAUUUAAACUCAAUACAAAGUUUAAACUGAUACUGUGUAAACGGAAUUUUAGUUGAAACAAAAAAAAAUCCAGAUUUGGUUUAAGCUUUAGCUUAAACUUAAACUGUGCAAACGGCCCUAAGUAACAAUUUGUACGAACUGUUGUCAAUAACUUGAGUUGGAAAGUUAGUUAGGGUUAUGAAUGAAUAGUAAACGCUUCGCUCUCCAACACCAACUAACAUUAUUUCAUUAGCCAAAUAAUCACUAAUUAAUGUUCAUUAUAAGUUUACAUUAACUGUGAUAUGUUAGCGAUGUAUGUUUAAAUGUUAGCAAUUAGAGUGAAAUAUUACUAGAGUAAGGGUUUGAUGGUUUGUAUGUUUUCUAAAGUACCGUACUGUAAUUUAAGAGCGUUGAAGGUUGGACUUUAUGGAUAACAAUAUUAAGGUACGGUAAAUUUUGUAAGCGUUAGACUGAUUGUUCAGGUUUAAGAGAGGUUUUUUGAGAAAUAUAAAUAAAAUGUGUUAGAUUCAUAA